GAGGGGCCUCUCUGUUUCUCUUUCGUUCUCUUCUUCGCUGAUAAAGCAGCCAGUUUCCCUUAUUCUUCGGACGGGAAGCCUGCGCUGCAGCCCCGUCGGCCCCACUGCUGCGGUAAACGUAACCUUCUGCAGUCGCGGCUCGCUUCAGUUCUCCUUUUCGAUUGUGCCGUCUAUUUUCCCCAGGUUUCUUCUUGAUUCGCUCAAUCGCCAGUGAAUGGCACACCAGCUAGUUGGCUCGCUGACUUUUCUCGUGUUCUUGGCCAACAUUUACUGAGUUUCCUAGCGUUUAUUGGAGAAGAACCACUUGGCGCUCGCUAGCCGUCAGCCGGAACGCCAGUUUGCGAGGUGUCCAUACGCCGCAGAUCUGUAAAGAGCGUUUCUGGGUGCUUGUGUACUCCUCAUCACAAACUGAAGAGUACGCCUCCACACGUUUUUUGACUGUGGCUCGCCGCUGCCGUCCGUUCCCCGCAUCGGCGUUUAAACACCAGUUCCUUUGUCUUUCCCAGCAUUUCGUUAUUCCGCCAUGGGGGGACGGCCAGGUGAGGGGAAUCGAGGCUCCGGGGCUUCAUGUGGACCGUCAGUUCAGGGCUCGCUUCCCGGGAGAACGCUUCCGGCGGCGCGGCACGUGGAAAAAAAACGCAAGCAUUUGAUGGAAGAGCGGGAGGCGGAGCAGUUUUUCGGCGGUGUGUCUUCGCUGCAAGAUGCGGGCAAGCAUCCAUCCCUUUCUCUGCAGAAGGCGCGGCUUGUCCGGUCUUCUCUGUUUCGCAUGCAACUCGACAAACUCGCGAAAGCCGCUCGAGGGAACGUGCCUGCCAGGCUUUUUGUGGCCGGAGCCGACCGAGGCGGCUCGCGCAUGACUGGUGACGCGAAGACCGAUGAAGAGUGCAGCGACGCGGAUCCGACAGAGCUGCGACAGAAGCAGCGAAAGAAGCAACGUCAAGCCUCCAUGGGCGCGCGCGGCAGGGGAGAAGACUCUGAGGAAACAGAGGCGAUUGCAGCCUUCCUCGUGUACCUCCGACAGAUGCUGAGAGAGGCGCCGACGGACGAAGUCUCCUUCGAAAAGGAACCAGGCCGGAACAUUCAAAGCCGGCCCCUCACGCCGCUCCUUGCGUCUGUCUCCUCGACUUCCGCCUUCGCGUCUGUCUCUGCGGAUCUUGCUGGAUUCCGAUUCGAUGCCCCCACAGGCGUCAAAGUCGUAGGAAGUUUCCCCCUCGGACUCAUGAGCAGCUUCGACAAAAAUGUUGACGUCGCCGUCGAAAUGCCCGCCCACAUGUUCCAAAACAAAGAUUACUUGAACUACAGGUACCUUGCGAAGCGAAGCGCGUACGUCGAGCGUCUGUAUCGCCAUGUCCGGGCGUCUCUCUCAGCGCAUUUCCCCUCGUCUCUCUCUCACAAGUCGACGGCGGCCUGUCCUGAGACCGCGCGUCGUGUCGGCCUCCUCGCGCCGUUCUCUGUGCCGCGUGUGGCGCUUCAGCUGUGGCAGGGAGAGGCGGCGAAGCCCAUUCUGGUCAUUGGCUUCGCCUCUCGAGGCUCUCCUUCCACAGAAGACGCCAGUGCUCCUCAGACACCAAAACGCAUGCAGCUGUCGCCCCCCGAUCUGAGCGCGUGGACAGUGCGUCUGUUGUUCACGCCUGCGUCGCCGCUUUUCAAAGAGCACCUGCUCGCCCCGACGCGGAACUGCGUCCGAGCGCCCACCUUCUGUCUCCGCGACGAAGGCGUCUCCGCAGAGCAGGAGCAAAGCGAGGGCCUCCCGCCCACGCCGUACUACAACGGCCUGGUGUUGGAGGAUCUGCGCAUGCAGGUGCGACAAAAACGCAUGCACCAGUGCUGCCAGGAGUUCGGCGAGGCCUUCCGAGACGCCGUGCAAAUCCUCAAAGUCUGGGCUAGCCGCGGCGGCCGGAGUCUGUUCGCGCUGCCGCCUUCUCGGAAAGGGGUCGCGGAAAGCGGCGAAAGAAGAGCCGUCCCUGCAACGGGUGUGGACGGCGCGACGUUGGCGAUGCUUUGCGGGCAUGUCUGUGCGUCCCAUCGCGACGUAGCGUCGUCUGCGUCUGCUCACGACAUUUUCGUUUUGACUCUUUCCUUCCUCUCGACUGCGGAUUUCCUUAGUUCCUACUACGUCUUUGGCCACUCUCAGACCUUCCCUCGCGCCCGUCUCCAGGUUGCUCCUCGCUCCGAUGGCCCAGCCGUUUUGUCUCCCUCUGUCUCCUCCUCUGUCUCCUCCUCUGUCUCCUCAAGCAAGGACGAAGGGACCUUGGGGCGCCUGAGCCUCGCGUCGGGCGUGGUGGCCGAGGCUCUGCUGUUUGACGGUGACGACUGCAUCCACAACUUGCUCUGGCGCAUGCAGCUGCAUAUGGCUGAGCUGCAGCAGCUCGCGAGGAGCAGCUUGCGGGCUGUGGAGUCCCUGAAGGAUCCCUUCGACGCGUUGUUUGCCCCCGUGAGUGCCGCAUGUGCAGCCGAGAGAGAGCGACGGAGUGAAGGACAAGAAGCCCAUGCAGAGCAGAAAGAAAGAGGAACGGCGGCGCCUACGGGGAAGGCCGACGCCGAGACGGUGCAGCUGGGCCUUCUGCUAGAUAACGACUUUCAUGUGAACCUCCCGCAUAUCCCGACGCCUGCCGACAUUCGCGCCGCGCUUCACCCGGAGGCCUCAGUGCCUCUCCACGAUUACUUCUCAUACCGCGAGCGCCCUGAGCAGACUGUUGGGGGCGUGCCAGGCGACAAGGCGUCGUCCUCAGGGGUCUACGGCUUACCUGGCGAGGCCGCGGCCAAGGAAGUGAAACGCGACGCUGGAGUUUCGGAGAGAGACAUUCUCCGGGCUCUUGACGAGGGCGCCAAGUGGGAAUCGCCAUCGCUUCGACUCCUCGCUGCGUCGCUGCUUCGCGUGCUGGUACGCGCGCUAGGCGACCGAGUCCAGAGCAUUCAAAUGCGGUUCACCUACCCGACGUUUACUGCGCUCCGUGAGGCCUCGACGAGGAAAGAAGGCUCGAAGAAGAACGGUGGUGUAGACACACUUGAGGCAACGGUCUUCGGAAAUAUGCCCUUCACCUGGCAAGACGGAUUCGAAGAUGCAUUGCUGGACAACAAAGUGACGCCUGGACUGCUUCUUUCCUUGAGGCUGAACGGCGCCUCUGCGACGAGGACGCUGGACCGCGGCCCGCCGGCUGCCGUCGCAGGAGGCGUGGACGAGGCUGUCGAGAGUUUCAAAGCCUUCUGGGGUGCAGGGAAAGUCGAGCUCCGGCGUUUCCAAGAUGCUCAGAUUCUGAACACGGUCUUAUGGCGAGGCGCGGUCGUGUCUCCGGCGAGUCCCAGUCAUUUUUUCUCGCGAACUGCUUGCGCUACGACUGAGGGUGGACUCUCGCCGCCUCACGUGGAGAUCAUCAGCUACGCUCUCCGUCGGCACUUUCCAACUUUGUUUCUGCUUCGCGGCGAGGGCGCAGGGCCUGGUGAAGCGGAGACGCAGAACUCCGAAGCGCACGAGAAGCACGAGAGGCAUGCGAAGAAGGACGGAGGACAUUCAGAAACGGUUCCUCGACCUCCAGUUCUUUGCUGGCUGCAGGGUUCGCCUCUCACCAUUUCCGGAGGGGCGCCCGUGAAGGACCGCGAAGUUCACAAGGCUCUACUCCAGGCCUUCUCCGAGCUGAAAAACACAAUCUGCUCUCUCAGUGGAGUCCCGUUAACAGUGAAGCAAGCGAGAUCUACGAGUCCUGCUCUUCGUUACUUCGAUUUGCCAGUGAACAUCUCGCCUGUGCCUGCUUCAGCGGAGGCAGGGGCCGAGCACGGCAUGCGCACCGUUCACCCAGUAGUUCUCGAAUUCGAGAGUUCCUCAGGCUGGCCAGAAGACCCUCUCGCCAUCCGAAAAAUCAAAACUGCGUUUCUCCUUGCAAUGCAAUCCGAGCUUCUGUCUGACUAUGGCAUCAGCGGCACGGUCACGGAGGACUUCCUCGACGUCGAAGUGACGUCGUUUAUCUUUCGGCUUUCGAUUUUCCAUCCUGCAGACGUUCUCGCAGCGGGUGCUGUGUAUGCGGAGCCGACCAGUGAGCCGCUCGCGAGGCACCUGAAAGGACUGCCUGAGCGUCUGGUGGGCCUUGGCUCUCACGCGGGUGAUUCUCUGAGAGCCGCGAACGGUUCUGCGCGGGGUUUGUGCAACGCAGAUUCGCUCUCUGGAGAGCAAGAGGCGAGCGACAAGGACAACAAGGUCGCCGAAAUCGUCUCACUUCUCACGGCGGACGACGAAGACGGCAGCGCCGCGAGGAAGAACGGUCUUGACUUUCUAGGUCUGGCCCUUCUUUCGGGGGUAGAGAGUGACGCUAAGAGACUCAUGAAGCAAGAAAUGCAGAGCCUUCAACAGCUGCGACACCUCUGGUGGGAGCCGCAAAUCGCGGGCGUUUUGCAAGCAUGCGCGAUGCGCUUUCCGGCGUUCGGAGGCUCUGUGUGGCUGGUCUGGCGGUGGCUCGGCGAAAUGCAACUCCCGGGUCUCUUCCGAGUUGCAGAGCACCUGACGGCGACAGUCUUCGUAGACCAUCGGCGUCACGGCUUUGCUGCGCCCCCGCAAUCCCCCCAGGUCGCCUUUUUGAGGUUCCUGCACCUCGUCGCCAAUUUUGAGUGGCGUUCUCGACCUCUUCGUGUGUGCUUUGAUGUUGACACCCCGUUGAACGCGGAGCAAGAAAGGCUCUCUGAUGCCUCGUUUGAUCGUUUUCGGCUAUACCCGACAAUCCACACCGUGUUCGAUCCUCACGGGUUCCUCAUCCCGACGCCAGAGCCCGCCACAUUUGACCGAUUCGUUCAGAAUGCGCGAUCGGCGCUGCUGAAACUCAGUGGCACACUCAGUCGGCCGUCAACAACCGCCGAUGUAUGGAGAGAAGUUUUUACACCAGACUUGCGGUCAUUCGACAUUGUUCUUUCGCUUGUCGAUCCUCUGAGGGCGCACGCAGGUGCGGCGAGCAAAAAGGUAUCUCACAAGCGUUAUGCAAAUGUGGAGUCUAUCCACACAACGGACAACGCGAUGUCGCUAUGCGGCCUCGAGAUGCCCGCAUGCAGACGGCGGUAUCUUUUUCUCCGACUUAUCAGCCAGCUUCGGGAAGCGUACUCUGAUGCUCUUAUUCUGGCUUACAAUCCCGUGGCGGCGUCUUUAAUGGCGGGGGGCAUGCCGGCUUUUCUUGCUCUAAAAAUCCGCCCGGGUCCUCUGAUCAUGCGCCGCGCGGAUCCCGCAGUUCUGUUGCCUCUCUGUGGCAUUCAGACGAAUGAUGGUGGCUCCGAUAGCGAGGAAGAGCAUACCGACGCCGAAGAGUGUGUGAAACGAAAGAAUCCCAAGCAGAGCUGCUCUUUUGAACUGACUGUAAAUCCAGUUCUACUGGUCAGCUCUCUGAUGUCCAUGGCUCACGGUCUAGUUGAGUCUGUGCACGUCCUGACUUGAUCAGGUGUUUCGUACCGAGCACAAUGGGGGCAGAACAUGCAGUGGAGUCUAUUUUCCCAACUAAGCUAAUAUCGAAAAAAUUGGGCAUCUGGUCUUGUUUAUUCUGUCUGCUUGCCCCCUCCCUCUGAUUUGAUGGUGGAUGUCUUCCACGUUCAGUCUCAAUGCUGAAUUAGGUUUUCAGCGGUUUCUAUGUGGCAAAAACCUGCUCUGAUCCCUGUAAUUCUUCGGCUCG
Molecule: messenger RNA, 5642 nt
Organism: Toxoplasma gondii ME49
Lineage: Eukaryota; Apicomplexa; Conoidasida; Eucoccidiorida; Sarcocystidae
Exons: 12
Coding region: 524-5410 (1628 amino acids)
Biological process (GO): tRNA export from nucleus; rRNA processing
Cellular component (GO): UTP-C complex; CURI complex; small-subunit processome
Source: RefSeq, a predicted model, not a curated record